Paramuricea clavata is the source of this 8973-nucleotide messenger RNA. The record is from the annotation of a GenBank genome assembly. Lineage: Eukaryota; Metazoa; Cnidaria; Anthozoa; Malacalcyonacea; Plexauridae.
CUAAAUAGCACGGCCGUGAAUACAAGACCAAUAUGGCGGCUUUUUAAAUGAGUGGUUCAAAUUGUUCCAAUUAUUUCUCGUCAUAACAUUAAGUAUAAACAUGUAAAAUAUAUACUGAAUAAAUGCCGGUAUAUAAGGAAAGAAGUAUUGACGGGGGGAAGAAAGUUUAGUCAUGUUUCAAAGCAGGAAAAAAGCUGGUAGGUUCACUAUAUAAAGUUUAAAACUCAAAUGGUCAAUAUUUCUAUCAGUGGUAGAUGGGCGUUUUUGUUAGAUUAUAUUUCAUUUUGACAGGAAAUGUCAGUAUAAAAUUUCAAAGGAUUAAAGAGAAACUGUUACAGGAAGUGUCUAAAAUAGUUAAAGAGGUAAGAAGUGCUUGGUUCUUUUGGAUAUGGCCCGAUUUACACAACAAAAACUAACCUGGGUUGCUCCCUGGUUGAAAAGUUUGUACCCCAAAGUGCAAGUGCACCUAACCUGGUUCUACAAACCCUGGGUCAAGCUCUGGUUACAAACAGUUGCACUUCAUAGUGUCAUGAGGUAUCACUGGUCAUCUUCUUUACCAAUAUCAUCAUCAAUAUCAUCAUCAUGAUGACUAUCAUAGCAUCACUAUAAAUAUCACCAUCAAUACCACCACUAUCAUUGCCACCAUCCAUCAUCACCAUUCAUCAUCAUCACCAUUCAUCAACAUUACCAUAUCCAUCACAACAAGUCUACGUCACUACCAUCAUCACCACCAUCAUUACCAUCAUCACCAUCAUCAUCACCACCCAUCAUCUCCACCAUCAUCACCACUACCAUGGUCACCACAAGUUCUAAGAUAUUGAUAAGGUGUAAAAAAAAUACCUGUGGUUCUGCUUCCCGACCGACCCUAUUUUUUUCUGCUGACCCUAUUAUUUUUUCAACGCGAUUGACCGUGCAACCCUAUUUUGUCUGGGUGGUUGCGGGCUGCUUCCAAAAUGGUGUCUGUUGUCACACUAAUUAUUGAAAAAACCAUGAAAAAAAUAUUCAAAAAAAAAAUUAUUUCCGACCUACCAACCCUAAUUUUUUUGCGAUAUGAAACCGGAACCACAGGUAUUUUUUUACGCCUAAAGAACUGUAUUAACUAUAUUUAAUGAGUAAAAUCAUUAUAUGUUGAUAUUUUAGUUGCAAAAACAUGCUUUAACCACUGGAUCAUUUGAUGUAUCCAGGUACUGUAGUAUCAUGUAGAGUGGGUUUUCAUGGUAUCAUGAAUUAUUGUAUUUUCAUGUGACACAGAAUCAUUAUUUUAGAAAUGAUGAAUGUGCAUUGAAUUUGACAUUUGUAUUAGAAGCAAUCUUCCUGCAUGGCUACCAAGCAUCGUCUGUAAGUUUUAUCAAGAAAUUCUUUUGUUGUAAAAUGUCCUGUAUUGUCAAAUUUUUGUUAUAAAUUUAAUUUGUUCUUUCAUUCUUCAGGGACCCAGCUUCUUUAGUAAAUCUUCAUCUGGUGCUUUGCCUUCUCCAGUGAGUAUAUUCACUUUAAUUUAUAUCUUGAAAGUUUGAGCACAGAUUCAUUGCAUUCUCUACAAACAUUCCCUGAAAACACCACCACAACAACAACAAAAGCAGCAACAACAACAGCAACAACAGCAGCAGCACAACAACAACAACAACAGCAACAACAACAGCAGCAACAACAGCAAUGACAACAACAACAGCAACAACAGCAACAACAACAGCAACAACAACAACAGCAGCAACAACAACAACAGCAACAACAACAGCAACAACAACAACAGCAGCAACAACAGUAAUGACAGCAGCAACAACAACAACAGCAGCAACAACAACAACGACAACUGCAGCAGCAGUAACAACAACAGCAACAACAACAGCAACAACAACAACAGCAACAACAGCAGCAACAACAGUAAUGACAGCAGCAGCAACAACAACAACAGCAGCAGCAGCAACAACAACAACAACAACAACUGCAGCAGCAACAACAACAACAACAACAGCAAUGACAACAGCAGCAACAACAACAGCAACCACAACAACAACCACAACAACAACAGCAACAACAACAGCAGGAACAACAACAGCAACAACAACAACAGCAAUAGCAACAACAGCCACAACAACAAUGCAACAACAACAACAACAACAGCAGGAACAACAACAGCAAAAACAACAAUGCAACAACAACAACAGCAGUAGCAACAACAACAACAACAGCAGCAACAACAACCACGGCAACAACAACAGCAACAACAACAAUGCAACAACAACAAUAGCGGCAACUACAGCAAUGACAACAACAGCAACAACAACAACAACAACAGCAACAACAACAACAACAACAACAACAACAACAAGAGCAACAACAACAGCAGCAACAACAACAAGAACAACAGCAGCAACAACAAUGCCAGAGAAUAAUCAAGUGCUUUUGUUUUUUAAGGAAUUUUGGAAUCUCCUACAUCCAUUUACUCACAAGGAUGUUCUUCAUCAGUUGGCUCAUUUAUCUCACAUCACUUCACAUGUUGGAAAAUGUAGAGUAAGGAAAACUUUGUAAAAUGUUGAUUUUUAAAAAUUUCAAAUUUGUUGACAAACACUAUAAUUGUUUAUCAUCAUAGAUGAUUAAUAUGUUCACACAUCAUCUUUCUAGGCCUGGUUAAGAUUGGCUCUGAAUGAUGGUUUGAUGGAAAGUUAUUUUCAUGCUAUUCUCUCUGACAAGAAAAAAAUCAGGUAGAUGUUGUGUAAACACAAAACUUCACACAUUGCUAUCACUGUGAUUUAAACCUUUUCAUACACUUCAACUUUAGUAUGUUUUAACUAAGGCUUGAAAAACUGCUGCCAUUCAAUGGGUUAAUCAGACAACAAUAUCUGCCCCAUGUUAUUCUACUCUGUCUAAUGCUAGACAAUUUAUUUGCCAAGAGGAGAGUGCUUAAAGGAUCAAACCUUAAUGUCAUUGAUUUAUCUUUUAAAUUCUAGUCAUCACUAUGCUUCUAAAGCAUUCCUCAGAGAUGAAGAAGCUAUAGCAAUCAUAAUGAAUCAUUUCUUAGGUAAUUUGCAGUGGAUUGUGCUUUUUUAUGUUUCCUACUGAAAUAAAUUGUAGUUUAUUUUAGUAGUUUAGUUGAACAGGUUUUACAACCCUAUUGGUAAAGGUCUCUAAGGGCAGUUCCAUGUAUAAUUAGUGCCAAAGGGUCCUUCACAGAAAAAAAGAAUUUGAUGUACAGUACUUUAUUAUUUAAUUCCAGGUCUGCUUGAGCUCAAUUUUGACCUCAACUAUAAUACCCCAAGCUUAAAUCAAUGGACAGCGCAUGUUCUUCAACUGUCAGGGAUCUGGGAACCACCUUCUGCCCCAGCUGCUACCAUGGCAACCAGAACAACAGGUAUAUUACUACAGCCAUAAUUUGAAUAAUAGCCCAAUGUAUAAUAAUUUAAUAUAAUAUUAUUAAUUAACGUGUGACCAACAAAAUUUUUGGAAACUUUUACAAAUGAUAUAUUGAUAUCUUCAUUCCAUAAUAUGGUAAUUUUUCUCCAUAUUCUAUUAGAUAUGCCUUUUUCAUAUCAUCCUUAACAUUUUGAUUCACUGCAGUGGAAUUAUUUAACUAGACUUGAUUCCUAUGUUUUAGAUCAAAACCCUCGGCCACUAUCUGUUCCAAAAGCUGCCAUACAAAGUAAUGUAGUAACACCUAAGAUUUCAUCUACAUCGAAAGAAAUUACACCCACACAGCACAGCAAAAAGUCGGGCAAAAAAAGCACAAAGCCACCUGUUCAUAUAACUGAUCCAGAAAUUACAUCUCCCUCUACUUCGUCAACUCCUUCCACUGAUCAGGUACAGUUUAUUUCACUGCCGUCCGCCAAGGUUAGGGUAUACCUGUAUCAUUAUCCACUAUCAUCACCAUCUCUAACAUCACCACACCAUCAUCAUAACCACCCCCACCAUCAACCACCAUGGCACCACCAUCAUCAUAACCACCAUGGCACCAUCAUCAUAACCACCACCAUCAUAACCACCAUCAUCAUAACCACCAUCAUCAUAACCACCAUGGCACCAUCAUCAUAACCACCCCCACCAUCAACCACCAUCAUCAUAACCACCAUCAUCAUAACCACCAUCAUCAUAACCACCAUCAUCAUAACCACCAUGGCACCAUCAUCAUAACCACCCCCACCAUCAACCACCAUGGCACCACCAUCAUCAUAACCACCAUGGCACCACCACCAUCAUAACCACCAUCAUAACCACCAUCAUAACCACCAUCAUCAUAACCAUCAACCAUCAUCAUAACCACCCCCACCAUCAUAACCACCAUGGCACCACCAUCAUCACCACCACCAUCAUCACCACCACCACCACCAUCAUCAUCACCACCACCAUCAUCAUAACCACCAUCAUAACCAUCAACCAUCAUCAUAACCAUCAUCAUAACCACCCCCACCAUCAUAACCACCAUGGCACCACCAUCAUCAUAACCACCAUCAUAACCAUCAAUCAUCAUCAUAACCACCAUGGCACCACCAUCAUCAUAACCACCAUCAUAACCAUCAAUCAUCAUCAUAACCACCAUGGCACCACCAUCAUAUCCACCACCAUCAUAACCAUCAACCAUCAUCAUAACCAUCAACCAUCAUCAUAACCACCCCCAUCAUCAUAACCACCAUGGCACUACCAUCCUCAUAACCACCACCAUCAUAACCAUCAACCAUCAUCAUAACCAUCAACCAUCAUCAUAACCAUCAACCACCAUCAUAACCAUCAACCAUCAUCAUAACCAUCAACCAUCAUCAUAACCACCCCCACCAUCAUAACCACCAUGGCACCACCAUCAUAUCCAUUACCACUGUUAUCAUCGUAACAUACAGUAAUUAUUGUCAUUUUAUCUGAUACAACAGAUUUCUACUUUAUAGACCAUCAAGACUGAGGACAUUCCUGUUGAAAAUACAUCUAUUGCAACAGUCAAAGAAGAAAAUUUAGGUGUAAUACUAAGUAAGCGAGUCGUGUGCUUGACUUACACAGUGCAACUCAAGUUGUAAACUGGUUGCAUGCGACAGUUUUAGGCAAAACUUGUGUGAUGUAAAUCCGCCAUUAUGUGAUUGUUAUGAUAUAUCUGCACUAAUCAUCCUCCUUGAUUUCCUGUCUGAAGGUGGUUCCCCUCCAGCUGAGGCCCAUGCAACCACGCCUACCCCAAGCACACAUCCUAGUGGCAACAUGUUAGGAAUGGUCAGCGGUUGGUCUUCAACAUUUGAGCCUGGGCCAGCAGGUCAUACUCCAGCGGAUAAUCCCAAGAAAGAACUCACAGAAGCGGAAACUAAAGUGACAAAACCUGUGACUAGUUUUCAUGGAAUCUUGACGGACUAUGAAAUUGUUGGUUCUAAGAAAUAUGCUGCGAACGAGUAUACAGCGCAAAUGCUUUCAUCACCAAGUGACAAGGUAACUGUCUGCUCUAGUGAGCAAUAAAACUAAAGUGAACUUGUUUCGUGGUUGGCUUCCGUAAUUUUUUCCUCAGUUUUAUUGUGUUUCAUUCUUAUAAUCAGUCACUGAACGUGUAGCCUCGUGAUGACCCUCCAUAUUAACAACAUACCAACACCACUGUACACGCGUAAAAAUUUCACAGCUUAUCAACAAGAUGUCUUCGCACUGCUUGUUCCCAGUUGUUGACAAGUGGGAAGUUGGAAGAGCAUUGGGCUGGUAUUCCAAAGGUCGUAGGUUCGAUUCCCACCGUGGUCAGGCAUAUUUUUCAAGCUUGCCCGGUGUGGAUAUACACUCAGAGUAACAUUACAAGCAUCAUAUUCACCUGAGUACAUUACACGAACACAGAAAAAAAAGUCUGGAACAAGUUGUUAUCAUCUUCUAUAGCAAGGUUGACGGGGCCAACAGACUCGCAACAAGUCGUUCCAACAAGUCCUCUUUUUUAACGGUAACCCUAAUCUCGUGCCCUGACGUUUAUGAAGUUGGACAUUAAUGGAGAAAGGCACCCUAACUUGUGAACCUUACUAAGUCAGCUACAGUAUAUUCAUGAAAAAACCGUAAUUUUUAUCUUAAAUUUUAGGAUGGAUUUGAACUCCUCGACAAGUCAGGUAAUUAAAGCAUUCUUUUGACUCAUUGAACAUUUUUGACAUCAUACUUUUUUUAAUUCUGCUUCUAUCUUUUAAUUCUAUUUUCCUGUAGAAGAUUUUGCUCAAGAAAAAUCAUCCGGAUUCGAGGUGCGGAUUGAGUCGAAAAACAACUACCUGAAAAAUAAAAGGAGAACUUUGACGAUUCGAACGAAGGCCCUUCAUCGAAGUUCUCCUUGUGUUUUUGAGGUAGUUGUAUCUCUAUCCAUCUGAAGCCUUCUUAUUAUUCACACUACCUACUGACACUACCCACACUGGCACUCAGACUUUUAGCCAGGGUCCUAAAAGAGGGCGUCCAAUUUUGGUAUAACGAAAUAUCCACAGUAAAGAGGGCUGGUGGUGGGGGCUCGAGAAAACGUUCCUCUGGAAAACCUUUGAAAUUUAUGUCAGUAUCUGUUCCAAGCUUGUUCGAAAAUUUGAAAACACACUUGACUUUGUGAUUUUGUGCCGCUAUGCUUCAACUACGACAUUUUCAUUCAGCCAGGUAUACCAUCAAAUUGAUCAAAAUGUUAAAUGUAUAAUGAUAAUGAGAAUUGAAGCUAUUUCGUUUCGGAUAUAUUAAUAUGCUUAGGGAAAUUAAUUUCCCUUUCCCCCCAGAAUUUGGUCGUCCAAUUAAAGGCGUCCAUUUUUCGUUCUAGGGGCGUCCCAGGACGCAUGGCACUGCCGUUCAAGCACUGCCGUUCAAGGUUGAAUUGGAGUAACUAUAAUAGCCUUUUCCUGGUAUUUUAGGUUAUCGCUGACCCUUCAACGCCCCAGGACAGCUUCUUAGAACAUGAUCGCAGUAUGGGUUUAAUGUCCUUAGUGAACAAUAUCGCGCGUGAAAAAGGUCUGGAUGGACAAAAUUAUAAAUGUCAGGGAUGUUCAAGACCCAUUGGCAUGAGUACGUGUAGUUGAUUUUAAUCAUUUUAUUUAAUCUUAUUAUUUUAGUAGUGAUUAUUAUAACAUAUAAACUAACUUUGUAUUUCGCAAACUGCAAAUGACCGUCACUGUACCAUAAUUUAUAUACACCCAUAAACCCAUGUCGGUUUUAACCUUGUCUUUUCUUCUAUUUCUUUCAGUUUAUGGACAAUAUAAAGUGUGUGCCUACGACGGAAGGUAUUAUCAAAUAUUGCAAAUUAACUUACGCCGAGAUAAACAUCAUACAACAAUGCAUGUUAUUUUAUUUAGUUAUUAUUGCUAUGAAUGUCAUAUUGAUGAUGAACAUACCAUCCCUUCCAAGAUUGUUCACAACUGGGAUCUCUCAAAAUAUAAAGGUACAUAUUGAUACGAUUGUUUAAAGAAUUGUUAGAAGGCCAUUGGAUGUUGACGGACUUCUAUUCUAUAAUUCUAUUCCAUUUCACAGUGGCCAAACAAGUGAAAUUAUUUUUAAUGCAAAUCGAUGAAGAACCACUGUUUCAUAUUGAUGAAGUUAAUCCAACAUUGUAUAAUGUCAUCAGUGAGAUGAAUAAAGCAAAGGUAAUCCUUUUCACCACUAUAAUCGUAUCACCAUCAUACCAGCCACUUGCAACAUCAUUUUAUCCUGACCGUUAUCAUUACCACCACUACCAUAAUCAUUUAACUCACCACCACGAUAACAACUACAAUAUUGCAUCAGCAUUUUGAACACCAUCUUUACCAGAAGAUUAUUAUCAUUACAUCAUGACCAUUAGGAUCCUAGGAUCCGUCAUCACCAUCCCCACCACCAUCAUCUUCACGACUAACACCAUCCUCAUCACCACCAUCUUCAUCACCACCACCAUCAUUACCAACAUAACCAUCACUAUCCCCACCACCAUCAUCACCAACAUCAUCAUCACAAACACCACCAUCAUCACUGUACUACUAUACUCUCCACUACCACAACAACUAUAAGCUACAAGCAUCUUGAACACUAUCGUUACCAAUUACCAGUAGAUUACUGCCAUCACCAUGACAGUCACGAUCCAUUACCACCACCAUCAUCAUCACCACCAUGACCAUCACUGUAGUACCACAUUGAUUGCUACUGCUACCAUAAAAUACGAGCAUCACCUCCACAUUUUUCUACUCUGCUAUAACUAGCAACAACAAUGUGACAUAUUAUAUUUUCUCUUCAGCAAUUGCGCAUUCAGCUUCAAUCUUUGAAGGGUUAUGUCAUGACUUGUAAGAACAGUAUGAUAUCAGAAGAUGUGAAACGAAGGUGCCAGACCUUGUAUUCUUUUGCUAUAACAUGCUUUCCUUCUGUGUACAUAAUCGUGCAAAUAGAUCGUCACAGUAUUUUUUACUUCAAUGUUCAUUUAGAAUGUGGCCAAGGGAGUAUCUUUGGGACGAUAUUCAUCAGUAUUCUCUUUUGGUAAGAGAAGUAAUAUUUAUUGUAACAUGUAUUUCCCUCUGAUAGAAAUUGGAUAUAUAUUUCUCUUUUAUCAUCUGUUGCUUUACAAAUAUUUGAGUUGAAAGUGUUUAGUUUAAUGUGUUUUUCGUUAUGAUUAUUGGCAAAGGGUUAGUUAGAUGGAAAACCUGAGUACCGGGGAAAAAUCCUCGAAGCAGGAGAGAACUAACCAAACUCUACUUACAUUAUUUAUCAAGCACAGGGGAAGUUAGCCAACCUGAGUAAAUCCCCGUCCUCGACCUGCAGUAGCAGGCUUCAGUCAGAGAUAAAGGAUAGAGCGUUAACCCGCUACCUUCGCAGUCCGUAAUGAAUUCCCCAAUGUCGUACGCCUGAAUACAGCAUGCAUCUUUCCUAAUUUUUGAAACGCCUGCAGAGAGUGUUAACCGCAUCUUCCACCCGUACCACCCAUAGCUUUCGUGUCAAAAUGUCAAUUUCAAAUUUUCCUUCUUCUUUAAGGAUUUAAUUCAAGUCAAUUCUGGACAAUUACAACACCAUUUAAAGAAAAUCAUCUCAUUUUGCAAGAAACAUGUAUACAAAUGCGAGGUACGC